GCACGCACGCACGCACGCAUCACUUCGUUCGGCCGCGAUUAGGGUUCACUAUCUCGUCACCACCACCGACCAAAAAAACUCUCUCUCUCUCUCUCUCUCUCUCUUUCCAUGGCGACGUCACCAACCGAGGAGACCCCGCCCCCGCCGCCGCCGCCGCCGCAGCAGGAGGACCCACCGGCCGCGGCCGGCGCGGCGAAGCCGGGCCUGAGGAAGCCCGUGUUCACCAAGGUGGACCAGCUCAAGCCCGGCACCAACGGCCACACCCUGACCGUCAAGGUGCUCGAAUCCAACCCGGUUUCCUCCCAGCUCCGCCACGCCCGCAUCGCCGAGUGUCUCAUCGGGGACGAGACCGGCACCAUCGUCUUCACCGCCCGUAACGAUCAAGUUGAUCUGUUGAAGGCUGGUGCUACUGUGAUUUUGCGCAAUGCCAAGAUCGAUAUGUUUAAGGGUUCGAUGAGGCUAGCAGUUGAUAAAUGGGGUCGCGUCGAAGUCACAGAACCUGCCGAUUUCACAGUAAAGGAGGACAACAAUCUCUCCAUGAUUGAAUAUGAGCUGGUAAAUGUCGCGGACGAGUAGUUGAUAUCUGUUUGCAGCAUCGUCAUCUCGAGCUAACGUUAACUUUAAGAAUUUCUUAGGCUGUUACAGUCGGUUUGUUAUUAUAGUUUCCCGAUAUAUGCUGGUACUAUUGGUAUACUUUAUGUCCGAGAUUCUACUUUGACAAGUAUGGAAUGGGAAGGUUUCUACUUUCUGGGGUCCAGGCCAGGGAUAUAAUGGAUAAGCAAACGACUUCUUCAGGUCC
Syzygium oleosum is the source of this 799-nucleotide messenger RNA. RefSeq lists its product as uncharacterized. NCBI's taxonomy places the organism in Eukaryota, Viridiplantae, Streptophyta, Magnoliopsida, Myrtales, Myrtaceae. The record is from RefSeq and is a predicted model, not a curated record. The coding region runs from base 109 to 576 and encodes 155 amino acids. The transcript has 2 exons.